AUGGCAAUAGAUUCAAUAAAAUGUCAGUUUAAUGAAAAGAAUACAGAUAUUGCUGUUAUACCAGGUAGGCUGACCUCACAUUUACAACCAUUAGAUGUAUCUUUAAAUAAAUCAUUUAAAGCAAAGGUUCAUCAUGCUUACAAUCAAUAG
Molecule: messenger RNA, 150 nt
Organism: Funneliformis caledonium
Lineage: Eukaryota; Fungi; Glomeromycota; Glomeromycetes; Glomerales; Glomeraceae
Source: the annotation of a GenBank genome assembly